AUGCCAUUUUUCGUCAUGUUUCCCGCAUUUAUCACUGUUGUGGCAGGUUUUGAAUGUCCAGGAGGUCGACUAACACCACAGCAACGUAUAGACAUCGUUAAUCAGCACAAUGAAUUUCGUUCAUUACUGAUUCAUGGAAAACUUAAAAAUAAAGAUAACAUAUUCAUGCCACGAGGCAAAAAUAUGUUACAAAUGACAUGGAGUUGUCAGCUAGAAAUUUCUGCGCAAAAGUGGGCAGACCAGUGCAUCUUUAGACACUCUUCGAGAAAGCAGAGAGAGGGAAUUGGUGAAAAUCUCUAUGCUUAUUGGUCAUCAGCAAACGUUGAAAAGUUUAGAGAUAUUGCUGGUACGGAUGCAGGCAAAAGCUGGUGGUCAGAACUUCCGCAACUGUACACUGAUAACCCUUCGAACAUUUUGACUCCGGAAGUUUACAGUCAAGGUGUUUCACAUUUUACGCAGAUGGCUUGGGGUAAUACGCAUGAAAUUGGUUGCGGUAUUGCUACAAAAUGCGAAGGUGGUCGUUCACUCAUAGUUAUUUGCCAUUAUUCACCGCGUGGAAAUUGGCUAAGACAUCUGAUAUAUGAGCUUGGCGAACCAUGCAAAACGGAUAGCGAUUGUGAUACCGAGAAGUGUUUAGAAGAAUCUGGUUUGUGUGAAAAAUGA
Messenger RNA from Brugia malayi, 663 nucleotides. RefSeq names its product SCP-like extracellular protein. Gene Ontology annotation, cellular component: extracellular region. NCBI's taxonomy places the organism in Eukaryota, Metazoa, Nematoda, Chromadorea, Rhabditida, Onchocercidae. The transcript is spliced from 6 exons. The record is from RefSeq and is a predicted model, not a curated record. Bases 1 to 663 code for a protein of 220 amino acids.